Manihot esculenta (cassava) is the source of this 1149-nucleotide messenger RNA. RefSeq names its product probable WRKY transcription factor 14. The transcript has 3 exons. Gene Ontology annotation, molecular function: transcription cis-regulatory region binding; DNA-binding transcription factor activity. Lineage: Eukaryota; Viridiplantae; Streptophyta; Magnoliopsida; Malpighiales; Euphorbiaceae. Gene Ontology annotation, cellular component: nucleus. Bases 253 to 1056 code for a protein of 267 amino acids. The record is from RefSeq and is a predicted model, not a curated record. Gene Ontology annotation, biological process: regulation of DNA-templated transcription.
AUUUGCAAGGUGGGGAGUAGUGCACUGCUGAUCUAUGUACAUUGCUGUGGCUGUUCUUCCUCUUCAUUUGCUUUAUAUUUAAUGACCCAAAAACAAAAGCAACUUGAUGAGAGUGUUUUGUUUUCUAUUGCAGCCUAACUGCUCUUUUCCCCUUUACUACUCUCUCUGUGUGAUCUUCAUCCUCUUGUUUUCCUUUUUUGUUUCACUUCUCUCUGUGUGAUUUUAUCUUCUCCUUUACAGCAAAAAGUAGCCAUGGAUGGUUCUUCUUGUCCUCCAACUCUACACUCUAAAGUUUCAGAACUCAAAUCACAAUCUCAGCCAUCCAAAAGAAGGUGGAUUUUUUUUUUCUUCUGCAGUUGUAGGAAGGGAGAUGAGAAGACUGUUGUUACAGUGAGGAUUGGAGCAAAUGCUGGCAAAAUAAAGAAUGAAGGGCCACCUUCUGAUUUUUGGUCUUGGAGAAAAUAUGGGCAAAAACCAAUCAAGGGAUCUCCUUAUCCCAGGGGAUAUUACAGGUGCAGCACAUCUAAGGGCUGUUCAGCCAAAAAACAAGUGGAGAGAUGCAGAUCAGAUGCUUCAAUGAUGAUCAUCACAUACACCUCUAACCACAACCACCCAGGUCCUGAUCUUCAUAGCACCAAUCUCAACCCACAAACAAAAGACUCCCAAUUCCCAACACAAUCCACUGAAGAUCUUCGUCCUGCAACUCCAAAACGAGAACAACAGGAAGAGGAGAAUCAGAGUCAGAAUCAAGCGACUGUGGUGAUCAGUCAUGAAGAUGACAAAGAAGGUCACAAUUUCCACUACUUGCAAUCCCCAACAAAUUGUUCUCAAUAUAUGAUGAUUAGCCAAGAAGAGCCUUUCAGUGCAGAGAAAACUGAUGACACGCUGAGUAUUCUCCUGGAUGAAGAGCCCAUAUCAUGCCCUGCAUUGAUGACACCCAAAUCAGAAGAAAAUGACUUCUUUGAUGAGCUAGAGGAGCUACCCAUAUACUCAGCUUUCACUAGCUUCAUGCGGACCAAUUUUUACGAUGAAGGGAUACCUGCUGUCCCUUCUUGAUCACAGUGUUCUUGGGACUCGCAGCCUACAUAAAAUGUAAUUAUUACAAUGUUCAUAUAAGAUAAUAUAUAUUUCUUUUUUUGUUUAUUUUCA